AUUUUAUAAGAGAAGAAAAAGCGAAACCGAUGAAAGCAGAGUGAGGAAGGAGAUGAGGGCAGAGUCGGAGAGAGAGGGAGAAAUGGAGGAUGAAGGUAUCUCGAUAUCACCAAUACCAACACUCACCAAUAGGUCUUCUCUUAAAUCCCAUUCUCACUUCAAUAAUUACCACUUCUGGAAACACAAGCUUCGAGAGAACUGCUACAAGAGGGUCCGAGAGGACAGAACCCGCUUGCUUUGGAAAUUGCGAUUGCCCUCUAGCACUGCCUCACAUUCUCUCAAUCACAAUCAGAACCAAAAGGACUUAAUCAAAUCUAGUCUUCAGGACAUAGUUUCUGAUGAACUCAGAAAGAUAAAGGAUUCAUCAUUGAAUGACUGUUCUGAGUUUCUGACUUCUGCUCCUGAGGCCAAUGAUGUGUUAUGGGAAUAUGAUGGUCUUCAUAAUGCUUAUCAGGGUGAACGUGAAGAGAUUUUGUUGGAAAUGCAAAGGAUCUUUUAUGAUGAUCUUGGGGCGGAACCAACUAGAAAAGAACCUGAUAGCUGUGUUGAAACGUGGGAAGAUGAAGAAGAUGAAUACUUGGCCUGUGCAGUUUAUGAACAUAUGCAGCUGAAUGAUGAGCACGUGUGCGAGAAGAUUUGGUGCCCCAUUUGUAAGCAAGGAGAGUUAUUAGAGAAUUACCUUCUCAUAUAUUGCAGUCUUUGCGAACUUAAACUCAACAAAGGCAAUGAGGUAAAUCUGGAUUUGAUGCGAGUUCGGCUAGCAGAAGCUCAUGCGGAACAUCUUGAUCGGGGUUGUAGAUUGAAACCUAAGUUUUGUAUGGAGACAAGAUUUGAAUUAACUGCACUGUACAUUUGUUGUCCAAGUUGCAAUAUCUUCGAGGUUGUAAUGUAAUUAAUAUAUAUCUUCAAACUCGAUAAUUAUAAAAUUGAGUGUAUUCUUGAGC
Molecule: messenger RNA, 944 nt
Organism: Carya illinoinensis
Lineage: Eukaryota; Viridiplantae; Streptophyta; Magnoliopsida; Fagales; Juglandaceae
Exons: 6
Coding region: 53-892 (279 amino acids)
Biological process (GO): protein import into nucleus
Cellular component (GO): nucleus
Source: RefSeq, a predicted model, not a curated record